Gadus morhua (Atlantic cod) is the source of this 4794-nucleotide messenger RNA. RefSeq names its product tripartite motif containing 9 (gene trim9). Gene Ontology annotation, molecular function: protein binding; zinc ion binding. The record is from RefSeq and is a predicted model, not a curated record. The transcript has 9 exons. The coding region runs from base 131 to 2062 and encodes 643 amino acids. Lineage: Eukaryota; Metazoa; Chordata; Actinopteri; Gadiformes; Gadidae. Gene Ontology annotation, cellular component: cytoplasm.
CCCCUCGUUUGCGCUCGCAGUUGCCCGGAGACCAGAGAGGAGUCCUGUCUGUUGACACUCUGAGCCGCUGCGACUUCCACCGCACUUCUCCCGCUGACUCACGGACUACCUCGGCGACCGAGACACAGCCAUGGACGAAAUGGAGGAAGAGUUGAAGUGUCCCGUGUGUGGAUCUUUCUUCCGGGAGCCCAUCAUACUGCCAUGCACCCACAACCUUUGCCUGGCAUGCGCGCGGAAUAUCCUCGUUCAGACCCCUGACGCGGAAUCUCCCCAGAGCAGCCGAGCGUCCGGCUCCGGCGUGUCCGACUAUGACUACCUGGACCUGGACAAGAUGAGCCUGUACAGCGAGGCGGACAGCGGAUACGGCUCCUACGGGGGCUUCGUCAGCGCGCCCACCACCCCGUGCCAGAAGUCCCCCAACGGGGUGCGUGUUUUCCCUCCGACGGUGCCCCAGCCCCCGGCCCCACAGCAGCACCACCUGCUGCAACUGCAGCCCGGCUCCCAGCCUCCCAUCCCUCGCAACUCCUGCCUCACCUGCCCGCAGUGCCACCGCAGCCUCGUCCUGGACGAGCGGGGGCUCCGCGGCUUCGCGAGGAACCGCGUCCUGGAGGGGGUGGUGGACCGCUACCAGCAGGGCAGAGCCGCGGCGCUCAAGUGUCAGCUGUGCGAGAAGAGCCCCAAGGAGGCCACGGUGAUGUGCGAGCAGUGCGACGUCUUCUACUGCGACGCGUGCCGCCUGCGGUGCCACCCCCCGCGCGGGCCCCUGGCCAAGCACCGGCUGGUCCCCCCCGCGCAGGGCUGCAUCAGCCGCCGCGCGAGCCCCCGCAAGACAUCCACGUGCACGGAGCACGAGCUGGAGAACAUGAGCAUGUACUGCGUGCAGUGCAAGAUGCCCGUGUGCUACCAGUGUCUGGAGGAGGGCAAGCACGGCACGCACGAGGUCAAAGCCCUGGGCGCCAUGUGGAAGCUGCAUAAGGGCCAGCUCUCCCAGGCGCUGACAGGCCUGUCGGACCGCGCCUCGGAGGCCAAGGAGUUCCUGGUCCAGCUGAAGAACAUGGUGCAGCACAUCCAGGAGAACGGGGUGGAGUUCGAGGCGUGUUUGGUGGCGCAGUGCGACGCCCUCAUCGACGCCCUGAAUCGCCGGAAGGCCCAGCUGCUGUCCCGUGUCAACAAGGAGCACGAACACAAGCUGAAGCCCGCCGCGGGGCAACCGGGGCCCACACCGAGCCCCGAACAUACAGAACCCGGGAUCGGCUCCUCGCCACCGCGAUGUAUGGUUGUUUCUCCUUCUUCUGACAAAUGUACUGAUAGUAAAUCGCUAACGCCCUCGAUGCGUGUGUCUCCACAGGAGGUGUACGUGGGGAACGAGACCAUCUGCACGGUGGACGGCCUGCACUACCACAGCACCUACAAGUCCCGGGUGAAGGCCUUCAACGCCAGCGGCCUGGGCCAGUACAGCAAGACGCUGCUGCUGCAGACCUCCGAGACUGGACUCCCACCUUGCGACAUGGAGUCAGUCGCCUGGUUCACCUUCGACCCCGCCUCGGCCCACCCCGACAUCCUGUUCUCCAACGACAACCUGACGGUGACCUGCAACAGCUACGACGACCGCGUGGUCCUGGGAGGCUCCGCCUUCUCCCGCGGCGUCCACUACUGGGAGAUGACGGUGGAUCGCUACGACAACCACCCCGACCCCGCCUUCGGCGUUGCCCGCGGCGACGUGCUGAAGGACGUGAUGCUGGGGAAGGACGACAAGGCGUGGGCCAUGUACGUCGACAACAACCGCUCCUGGUUCAUGCACAACAACUCGCACACCAACAGGACGGACGGUGGCAUCGCUAAGGGCGCCACGAUAGGCGUGCUGCUGGACUUCACCUGCGGCCUCCUCAUCUUCCUCAUCAACGACGAGCAGCAGGGGCCCGUCGCCUUCGAGGGCCUGGAGGGGCCCUACUACCCAGCCAUUAGUCUGAACCGCAACGUUCAGGUGACCCUCCACACCGGUCUCCCCAUUCCUGACUUCUACACCCCUGGGGAAGCCGACCCCAACGGUUCUGAGUGUUGAGGCAAGCCCCCCCACCCCCUCCUCCCCCACUCUCCCCCCUGACCAAAACUCUCCCUUAUUCAGCUCUGAGCCACAUCCUCAAUACAACUUACCCCCCUCCCUCUAGACUGGACGACAUGUCCUCAGCCAUUUUGUACUGUGUAUAUGAAGAAGAGGAGGAUGAAGAGGGGGAGACCUGAGACCACCACGGACACUUGCCUCAGACAAGCGGACCUGGAAUGGGUGUGACGAUAAGUCGCUGGUGGGUGUGUGUUGAGCCUCCUGGUGGGAGAGGUGUUUAUUGUACUCAGAUAAAGCCAUGAAAGAUGUGAUAGUUCAGUGAAGGCACACACACACACACACACACACACACACACACACACACACACACACACACACACACACACACACACACAUGUACACAUAUAUACACAUACAAACACACAAACACACACACACACACGCACACAAACACACUUAAUUAAUGAUCUAUUCAUCUACCAUUUCACCCAAUCUUACAAUGUCACGCUGCAUUUUGGACACAAGGAAGCGCUGGUGUUCAAUGAAAAUUGCCUAUUUGAUAUACAGCGGCAGUGAUUUCUCGUAGAGAGAGCAAUAGUUCGACUCUCGACUGUACUAGCGGCUUUUAUCCUCACCGGUGUAAAUGCAAUGCUAUUUAGUGGCUUAGCUUCUGUAAACCCUUAUUUUUUGUAAAAUACAGCAUCAAUGUAUAAAAGCAACUAAAUUGAGGCCUUUAUGCAGCCUUUUGACUCAGCACAGCGCUCUCUCAAAAGAGCAGACUUCAAUUUUGGGUGUUAUACUAUACAACUAUUCUGCCAAUUAUUACCCAUGUGCUUUUGAGCAAGAAAGCAUCGUGAAUUAAUUAUAGGAUGCUGGAUGUACUACGCGGUGCUGCCGCUAGGUGGUGCUGGUUGUUUUGCUGUAGGUGAGUCGAGCCGCUAGUUUUGUACUGUAAUUGAAAAGGUCCGUAGGAGGGGAAAAUGUGUAUAGUUUUACAUAAGUUAUUGAUGUUAUGUUAAGUUAUUUUUUAACUAAACUUUUAUCAUUGAUUGUUUCAGAUUAAGGCAUAGCUGUACAAUUGAAAAUCGUGAAAUUUGUCUGAUGAAAUGUUUGGAAUGUGUUGCUCAGACAGAGAUUUAUAGAGUUUCUUUAUAAAUGGCUCUAUUGUUGCUGAAUCAGAGAGGACGGAUUUAAGCGAAAAGAAGACGACCCUCUUUUCCUUCAAAUCCCUCAAAUGUAAGGCGAUAAAGCAACUGUGAGGUAAAUACAUGUAAUCUUUUAUGGUGAUUAUUUCAUGAAUCGAGCUCCCCUAAAAACCUACCAAACGCUUACCAUAGCCAUCUUUAACCCUAAUGCCAAAUCCUAAUGAUAUUGAACGCAAUAUACCUAAACACGACCACUUACGUGCAUAAUCACCGCAAAAGUACAGUUCCUCUCCCUUGCUGCUGGCCAUAGAGGUGUAUGAACGGGGGUCUCUGUGUUUCCCACGUGUACAUAUCUGGCUGUUCUUAAAGGUGCUACUAUGCUUGUGGGUGUGCCUUCCCCCUCUCCGAGUGAUCACUAACCCCCACCUUACUGCUACAUGAUCACGAGUCCAUACCGAGUCUGUACCGAAGUCAGAAGUCAAUCCCCUUUCCACCUGUGGAAUGUGCAUUCAGAAUAGUCAUUAAUAGCAUUCCGUCCGCCUUGGAGUCGAAAUAACAAACACCUGCUUUAUUUUAAUAUUUGCUAAAUGCCCGAAAUGUAAAUUCAUUUGCAUUCUCGGUCUGUGUAACCCUGUUAGAGGUAACAUUUAGAGACACUGAAUGCUUCAGAAAUAAUAUUUUGCUGGUUGCAGCAGCCCUGAUCCAGAAUACAUAUAUAAAAAUGAUAUUUUAAAACUUCACAUCUGAUGCAAACUUCUCUUUAUAGUCUAUUAUUGGAUAGGAUAGGUGAUCCAGUAUGUUUAUUUUUCUAUGUCUGGCCAUUAUUCAAAGACUAAAUUAAAGUACAAAAGCACAAGCCCUCCUAACCCCGCCAUCCUCAUUGAACCAUCGCGAGAGCAACGUUCUUUACUUCAUUGAAGACGUACAAGCACAGCCUUUUUCGCGAGGUUGAAAACCACUCAGUUCCCAGGACCAUCGGGGAGGUCCUGCAUAGCUAAGCAAUUUGCAUCCCAUCCAUACGACGGAUGUCGUGGACAGCACACCUUUCUGUACAUUUUUCAUAAACAAAAACUGUUAUUGUGUGAUGUGUGAGUUGCCUACAAGUACCACGAACACGUGUUGUCAAAUGCUAGACAAACUAUUUUUCAAGAGUUGAAAUGCGUUAUUUGCAGUCGUUUCUUACGCUUUACUUUUUUUGUGCAUUUGAUCCUACAGCCUCGUAGAUGCUUAACAUAAUUGCAUUAAUUAUAAGUAAAUGGAAACAGUACAAAGUCGCUGGGCGACGAAGAGUUAUCGUUUCAAGAAAGUUCAUUGGAUAUUUUCAUUCUCUUUUCGACUCCAAAGUAAAUGUUUUUGCCAAGUUUGAUGGUCAACGAACAUAUGCUAUUAAUGAAUGUCCUAUUUACAUUAUACAUACCCACAUAUGUCUAUGGAGAUUUUUAUGAUUAUAAACAUGAACAAUUCUUAUUCAUAUGAUUUGGAAGCAAACUAUUAGCACUAUUAUGAUUAUUUCAAGUGUAAUAUAAGCUUGGGUGUUUUUUCCUGUAUGUCUGAAAAUUCAAUAAAUUGGUGUCGACAUAGAGCUGA